This is a messenger RNA of Orbicella faveolata, 2212 nucleotides long. RefSeq lists its product as uncharacterized. NCBI's taxonomy places the organism in Eukaryota, Metazoa, Cnidaria, Anthozoa, Scleractinia, Merulinidae. Gene Ontology annotation, molecular function: zinc ion binding; ATP hydrolysis activity. The record is from RefSeq and is a predicted model, not a curated record. Gene Ontology annotation, cellular component: nucleus.
UUUUGUCAUUGUUGUUGACAAGAUUAAAAGGGUAUUUUUCAGCGUUGUGAUUAAAAAAUCUGAUCAUGAACUUGAGGAAAAUUUUUAGAGUAAUUGAAUUGAUUUAAUUCUGUCCUGGCUUGAGUCCAAAACUUAUUUCGCCGAAACCGCAUUUUUGCGGAAUUGCGCGCGCUUCGUUGCGCACUGAUAAAGGCGUCAGUAAGGGUCGUCUUGUGAUUGGCUGAUAUUAUUAGCUUUGGCUGUCCAUCAUUGAAAUCUUAUCAGUUGAUUGGCUGUAUUUGACGUUUUUCCUUAUAUGCCAAUCUUUCCUGAUCCACGCCUUUCAAAUUUCCAGGAGAAAACGAACACCGCAGUCUGUCUUGCGGGCCCUUGGGCGGCCGGAUCGAGUAAACCAGUUUGUAAGGGGGAGUGUAGGGGAAAAAGAAAACAAAACAAAAUGGCGGCAAGACAGCUUCUCGAUUCCACGGAUCUCGGAGUUCGCCUUAGCACUCUCAGUCCAAAGUAUUUGCACACGAAUUCGACGAGUCAUACUUGGCCCUUCAGCGCUAUCGCCGAACUCAUUGAUAAUGCAUACGAUCCGGACGUGAAUGCCAGCCAGCUAUGGAUAGAUGUCAAAAAAUACAGUAAACACAACUAUUGCCUUGUCUUCACGGAUAACGGUGCCGGCAUGGGUCCGGAGAAGCUGCAUAAAAUGUUGAGCUUCGGAUUUUGUGAUAAGGUAGAGGACAAGGGAUUUAUGCCUGUUGGACACUAUGGGAAUGGAUUCAAGUCGGGAUCCAUGAGACUUGGCAAGGACGCCAUCGUCCUUACCAAAACCGGCAACACGAGGAGCGUUGGAUUCCUCUCGCAAACUUAUUUGGAAGCCAUCAAAGCGGAAACAAUUCUUGUGCCUAUGGUCACUUGGGACUCUGAUGGAAAAAUUCUUGAGAAGUCUGACAAAGACAAAGCACUGCAGGACAUUCUGACGCAUUCUGUGUUUAAAUACAAAGAGGAACUUUUAGCUGAGUUCGCUGGGAUUCAAAAUCCAAGUGGCACUCGUAUUAUCAUUUUCAAUGUUCGAACAACUCCUGAUGGAAAACCAGAGUUUGAUUUUUCAUCUGCACCUGAUGAUGUAAGAAUUCCUGAGGAUACAGACUUGGAGAUCAGCAAGAUAAGAAAGCAGGAGCGACAAAACCACAUUCCAGAGUCGGAUUACUCGUUACGGGCAUAUUGUGCCAUUCUGUACUUAAGACCUAGAAUGCAGAUAAUACUGAGGGGUAAGAAAGUGCGCACCACUGUGAUAACAAAGAGUUUGAGCAAGACAGCAGUGGACUUUUACCGCCCAUCAGCUGUAAACAAGCAAGUGAAGAUAUUCUUUGGUUUUAGUCAGAAUAGAAAUCAUUAUGGAAUUAUGAUGUACCACAGGAACAGACUUAUUAAACCCUAUGUCCGUGUGGGUUACCAGUUAAAAGCCAACAACUUAGGAGUUGGGGUUGUGGGUGUCAUUGAAUGUGAUUUUCUUCAGCCAACCCAUAACAAACAAGACUUUGAUUAUACCAAGGCUUACAGAGCUUGUUUUGCUGCACUAGGAUCCAAGCUGAAUGAUUAUUGGAAUGAGAAGAAGGGGCCUCAGCGUCUCAACAGCAAGGAGCCAAUCCCUGAACCUGUGGAAGUUCAACAACUCCCUGACCAGAUCUGGGUGCAAUGUGACAAUCCAGAAUGCCUGAAGUGGCGUAAGUUACCUGAUGGUACAGACCCCAAAAAGCUGCCAGACAAAUGGUACUGCAAGGAAAAUCCAAACUCUAGAAUGAGAUCCUGUAGCAUUCCUGAGGAGAAGGAAGAGGAAGUUGAACAGCCAUAUGUCAAGACUCAAAAGAAACGCUUGUGAGUAAACUUAUCACCAUCUUCUUUCUGAGAAAACAAUUGUUCUUCCCGUGCUCAAUUGUUUGCUCGUUCAAGAAAUGUAAGAAUUCAAUAUUGUUGAUGUCACUCAGUCUGUAGAUGUUUUGUUGUGUCUGUUGAAGACAUUUUGUUCCAGAUUGUUUCUGGUGUUCUCCAUGAUUGGCGAAUGGAACGUUUGGCCACCAGUUCCAGUUAUCAUUCUUCUAUACUGACAAAGUGACAAAUCAAGCAUCACAUACAUGGAUACAUGCUUCUUAACCCAUUCCCUUUCAAUAUAUAUAUGUUAUUUGCCGGCUGGCAGGUCCGUAUAGUGAAAAACUGUGACCGGGGU